AUGGGUUGGGCAACACAAAUAUCUCUGUCAGGUUACAAAAAAGCAGUCCUCUAGAUUGCAGAAAUCAGCUCCCAGUUCCAGUUUUAAAUGUUUGCCUUAGCCACCAGCAUCUUCAACAGGCUGUUGGCAUCAGUAAAGGCCCAAUUAAAAUAUCUGCAGUGCAUUACAAUUUCCUGCCUAAUCCUUCAGCAAAAAACAAUGAAGAUGAGGUCUGUAAUACCAUCAGUGCAGAUGCUAGUGGUGCAGAGCAGAUGUAAACACUCUCCAGCCGAGAUCUUGAGAAUGGAAAGAAUUAUACUGGAUAAGCUUCAGUGGGAUCUUUACACAGCAACACCAUUGGAUUUCUUAAACAUUUUCCAUGCCAUGGUGAUGUCCAGCUGGCCCCAUCUCCCACCCAGACUGCCUCAGAGGAAUCCUUCCCUCCAUGUUGCACUCUUGACCAAGCAGCUGCAGCACUGUAUGGCCUGCCACCAACUUGUGCAGUUUAAGGGCUCCACGUUGGCUUUGGUGAUCAUCACCUUGGAGCUGGAGAGGCAGACUCCUGGUUGGUUUCCUGUUAUUACUGAUCUGCUAAAAGAAGCACAGGUAAACAGCCCUGAAUUCAUCCACUAAGAGCUUGUGGAUCAAGAGUUACUGUGCUGGCAGCCCCUCAAUACUGUUUAUAUUUUCUGUCCCAUCAGUCAAUCUGUGCAGGGCCAUCCCAAGCCACCUGAGAAGGACUAG
Molecule: messenger RNA, 723 nt
Organism: Oenanthe melanoleuca
Lineage: Eukaryota; Metazoa; Chordata; Aves; Passeriformes; Muscicapidae
Gene: CCNI2
Product: cyclin I family member 2
Biological process (GO): mitotic cell cycle phase transition; regulation of cyclin-dependent protein serine/threonine kinase activity
Cellular component (GO): cytoplasm; cyclin-dependent protein kinase holoenzyme complex; nucleus
Molecular function (GO): cyclin-dependent protein serine/threonine kinase regulator activity
Source: RefSeq, a predicted model, not a curated record